UUUUAACUGUUUCAGUCAGACACAAGCUUCUCUGAAAAUUUAUUUUAGUUAAAAAUCUGUGAAGGUUUUGUAAAUAUUGACUGUAGUUUCUUCAUUAUUAUAAUUAUUUUCUUUUCUGUCAUUUUAAGAGCUGACACGUGCCCUCAAUGUUGUUUUUUGUAAAAUGCAGUGGCAAGAUGGCACCUACAGGUGGAGCUUCAUGGAAAUCUGAACCCACUGAAGAAAAGCCCGACUUCAGGAUUGUUCUUCUUGGGAAAACUGGAGUCGGUAAAAGUGCAACAGGAAACAGAAUCACAGGGAAGAAAGCUUUUGAGUCUAAAGUCUCUUUUUCCUCUGUGACAUCAGUCUGUCAGAAGGAAACCAGUGAUGUUGCUGGUUUAAAUCUGGCUGUUAUUGAUACUCCAGGUCUGUUUGAGACUGAAAAAGGUAAUCAAGAGGUUGUGGAAAAGAUCGCUAGAUGCAUCAGCCUGGCGGCUCCUGGUCCUCAUGUCUUCCUGGUUGUGCUCCAACUGAACAAAUUCACUACUGAAGACAAAAAAAACACUGAAAUAAUUCAGACAAUGUUUGGAGAAGAAGCAGCCAGACACACCAUGGUCCUGUUUACCCAUGGAGAUGUGCUGAGAGAGGCAAACAUUAGAAUAGAAGAUCUGUUAGAAACAUCCCAACAUCUAACAGACAUCAUCAGUCAGUGCUCCAUCCUGGAGAAAUUUGAAGAUAAAUAUCAUGUUUUUGACAACAAAGUUGAGGAUCCUGGUCAAGUCAGUAAACUGGUGAACAAGAUCAUCAGAAUGGUUGAGAGAAAUAGAGGAAAUUUCUACACCAAGGAAAUGUUUGAAGAGGCACAGAGAGCAAACCAUGACGAAAUUAAACAACAGCUCCGAGAAAAUCCAGACGUUAAUAGUAGAGGGAGAGAUGGCAAAUGUGUUAUACAGUAAUGGUGUCUGUGUUGUUUUGGAUUAAACCUUGAUUUUCAUAAAUAACAAAAUAUUUACCAGUAAUAUGCAGACUUUUGAUCCAUCCGUCCGUCCGUCCGUCUGUCCAUCCUCUUCUUACACCUUUGUCCCUACUGGGGUCAGGAGGUGCUGGUGCCUCUCCAGUGAGACAUUUCAUGUGAG
This is a messenger RNA of Xiphophorus maculatus (southern platyfish), 1115 nucleotides long. RefSeq names its product GTPase IMAP family member 4-like. The transcript is spliced from 2 exons. NCBI's taxonomy places the organism in Eukaryota, Metazoa, Chordata, Actinopteri, Cyprinodontiformes, Poeciliidae. The coding region runs from base 147 to 935 and encodes 262 amino acids. Gene Ontology annotation, molecular function: GTP binding. The record is from RefSeq and is a predicted model, not a curated record.